AUGGCCAAAGACAAGGAAACCACAAAGAAGGAUGGCGACUCCAGGCGUAAGAGAUCAUUUUUCAGCUGUGACCGGUGCAAAACCAGAAAACUUGCUUGUGUCCGUCUCAAUGAGAAUCUCAGCAUUUACGAACCGUGUGCAACAUGUAAAGCACUUGGACUCGACUGCAAAACCACCAUUCAGCGUAAAAGACGACGGUUGGAUAUCAAAACCGUUUCUCUCAUUAACAAGGAAUAUAUGGCUAAAAUCUUGGAGUCUUUAUACCCGCUGGUGGACUUCAAUGAUACCAGCUCUUUGCAGGCUUUACACCAAAGUAUCACUCACCAGGACUCUAACGAAGCACUCCGAUAUGGCUCUUUUUCCACGGCUGAAGGCGCACAAUCCGAAGACAAGGAAGUGCUGUAUGUGAUAUAUAGUGGGAAAAGUGUCAAUGGGGGGAUUUCGUCAAGUUCUUCGUCGUUUGGGCUGCAACUGGGUUCUUUUGAUAGAAUCAUAUACGACAACGACGGCCGAUCUCACUUCAUGGGAUGUUUUGGAUUUACUGGAAGCCUCACGGUACUUCUCAGCACAUUCAUACGGAUAACUCCACACAAAGAUAUUAAUUCCAUCAAGUUUAUCGCCGUGAUGAACAAAAGAGGGUCAGUGAUAUCUUCAUUUUCAGAGGCCACAGAGCCCGUGAUCUUUCGAAAUAUCAACACAAAGACUUACCCACUAGUGUGUUAUUUCUCACGGAAAGAGGCAGACUUCUACGUGGAUAAGUUUUACCAAUGCCAGCAAUCGCUUCUUUCAGGCAUGAAUAAACAGAAGUUUACGGAUAUGUACGACACUUUCUGGAGGAUCAAUGUGGGAGAACUUCCUCCGCAUACUCUUUCAAUUCCUCAGUACUGCUGUAUUUAUGUGGUGUGGAUCACUGGGGUAGGCAUGGAGCUAUACCCAGGAACUUCUAUGCAAGACACAUACGAAUUGGUCAACCGGUAUAUCAACUUGAUCAAGAUCUUGCUUUCGGAUAUCUUCCUUGUUCCAUCCGCAGACGGGAUCUUGUGUCUUCUUCUAUUAUCACAUUUCUUUGAAAGGAACAUGCAAGUGGAAACCUCGUACAUUUUGGCUCAGACUGCCGUGUGCCACGCCAUGUCGUGUGGGUUUCACCGUGAAUCGGUUGCAACCAGUGAAACAUUCGACCUAUGGUGGUCUUUGUUUGAUAGAGAGAUCAAGCUUGGUUUUUACUUUGGCAGAAGUCUGACGAUUCCUUUGGAGCAGGUGGAUUUGAACAAUGAAAGACGAUUCAAAGACGAAGACGGCAAGUAUCUGAACUCAUAUUAUCUUACGGAGUUGCACAAGUUGGCGUACUUAUUCUUAAAUCACAAAAGUCAGCUUCCCACUGUUUCUAAGAAGAUCACUGCUAAGCAUUUAGAUGCUUCACUCGAGUUCGACAAGAUUUUAAUUGACUUUUACGACAACCUUCCCGAAAAUUUCAAGCACUUUGAACAUAUACAGGCACAAGAAGCAGAGAUCUUGAACCUGUACUAUUUGACAGCAGUUAAUUCUGGGUUCCCAUUCAUCCUAUAUCCUAUUGAGCGCACUUCGAUAGUGAUGCUCCCGAGAAUAAAAGACAUGGUUCAUUUGAUCGAAAGGUGUAUUGAAAGCUGUAUUAGCCACAUCAAGCUUGCUGCAUUUGUUCAAAGAAGUGAGUUUUAUCCGAGUGUUGAGUUUACGACAGCCACUACCGCGUGUUGUGUGAUGGUUGGCUUGGUUGCUGGCGCACUUUUCUACAAGGUUACAGUCCAUGCUAUACCUGAGCAGUAUAAACCUCUGGAUAUCGAAGACAAGCUAAAGCAAAUUACCCGGUACUCGAAGAUCCUUCGUAUCUUGAACCAGCAAAGAGCCAUGGAUGCUACUGGAACACUGAGAGUUAGGAGAUACUGGGUGGAAAUCUUGAACGAAGACCUCAGUCUUCUUUUGACUGAUGACGACAGCGAACCAAAUACCCAAACCCUCAAGACGAUGAUAUUGGGAGAUGAAAAUGGGUCUUUUGAUCAGGAACACAAAGAAGGAGAGGAUAUAGUAGUCGAACUGGGAGCUACCGAUAAUCCUGAGAACUAUCUCAACCCAGUAUCUAUUCCCAAUCUUCUUGAUAUGAACAACUUCCUCGACGGGUAUCUUUCGCAGCAGAGCUGGAUGUCUGGUGUGCUUCGAGACAUGGGGAUCAGCAAGUAGACUAUCAAAGGGGUAAUAUACCUACCUUCUGAGUAUAUGGUAGGCAGUUUCAAAGGUUGUUGAAAGUCAAUGUUGGUUUGUUGAUUAUGAGAGGUAUGUGUAUUUUUUGCAUUCUCGUACACAAACAGCGGAUGAGAACAAAACAAACACAAAUUUUUACUCAGGAGCCGAAGCUAUUUGGCACAUGCUAGUACCAGCACCUUCUUUUCCCUACCUCAAAUCACUACUCUUACCUCUGCCCCACUCACCCAACCAGUUACAUAUGAAUAUAAACUCCAACUGA
Yamadazyma tenuis ATCC 10573 is the source of this 2497-nucleotide messenger RNA. RefSeq lists its product as uncharacterized. Gene Ontology annotation, molecular function: DNA-binding transcription factor activity, RNA polymerase II-specific; zinc ion binding. The record is from RefSeq and is a predicted model, not a curated record. Lineage: Eukaryota; Fungi; Ascomycota; Pichiomycetes; Serinales; Debaryomycetaceae. Gene Ontology annotation, biological process: regulation of DNA-templated transcription.